GGGUUUGAAUGGACUGUCAAUGGACGUGACAGUAUUGGGGUAAGGACAGCAUCGCCUCCUGUCACAGAGCAACUGGUGGUGGACCACAAUGCAACAAGUCCUAGAAUAUGCAUUGGAUCGGGCUGAGUACAUCGUUGAAAGUGCUCGUCAACGGCCAGCUAGGAGAAGGGUCUCUUCCAGCGGGAGAAAAUCUUUAUAUCAGAAACUUUAUGAAUUGUACAUUGAAGAGUGUGAAAAAGAGCCAGAGUUAAAGAAGCUUAGGAGAAAUGUGAAUCUACUGGAAAAGCUUGUCUCACAGGAGUCAGUCUCAUACCUGGUGGUCAACCUGUACCCUGGAAAUGAAGGAUACUCACUGAUGCUUAGAGGCAAAAAUGGAUCUGAUUCGGAGACAAUUCGUCUUCCGUAUGAGGAAGGAGAACUGCUGGACUACUUGGACGCAGAGGAGCUGCCACCCAUCCUGGUGGACCUUCUAGAAAAAUCACAAGUGAACAUAUUCCACUGUGGCUGCGUCAUCGCAGAGGUCCGAGAUUACCGACAGUCAGGGAAUGCUAAGAUGCCCUCUUACCAGAGCCGUCAUGUACUGCUGAGACCCACUAUGCAGACAUUAAUCUGUGAUGUCCAUGCUAUGACAAACGAUCACCACAAGUGGACACAGGAUGACAAAUUGCAGUUGGAGAGCCAGUUGAUCCUGGCCACAGCAGAGCCUCUGUGCCUGGACCCGUCUGUCUCUGUGACCUGCACCGCCAACCGGCUGCUCUACAACAAACAGAAGAUGAACACGCACUCUAUGAAACGGUGUUUUAAGAGGUACUCACGGGCGGCGCUGAACCGACAGCAGGAAUUAGCCCACCUGCCCACACCACCCCAGCUCAGACUGCUUGACUACCUGCACAAGAGGAAGGAGAGGAAACCUGCACCUUUCAUCGACCUCAAGAUCUCCAAAGCCGGAAACUGCGUGGACAUGUGGAAGCAGAACAGCUGCCAGCUUACUGCCCCAGCAGAGAUUGAUGUAGAGAAGUAUGCUGUGGUGGAGAAGUCGAUCAAACUGGAGGAUUCUCAGCCUACGCAGGUUUGGCCUGCCCAGGAUGUAAAAGAUGACUACAUUUUUGAGUGUGAAGUGGGUGGCCAGCCUCAGAGGACGAAGGUCACCAUCUUCCAGUCUAUGGGAGACCCGCUGGUGUACGGAAAAAUCUACAGUGCCAAAGACCCCAAAGCAGACGAGGACUUCUCAGAGCUGCACCUCAUUCACCCGCCGUUCCUCAUUGGUUCAAAAGUAGAUGCAGACCGGUUUUUGGCUCAGUAUAAGGCCGUUUACGAGACAGAUGUGAAGUGUGAGGUGAAGAUGUUGCACAACACCAGCAGUGUGGGAGCACAGUGCCAGCUUUCUCCUGCCAGAGAGAUUGAGGUGGACGGAUUCUCGUCAGUGCAGUCCUCCGUGUUGGGCAAGGGUGUGAAACACAAACCUCCCCCCAUCAAACUGUCCUUGGGCUCGGGCUCCUCAGGAAACCCCUACAGUACACAAGCCCCCAGUGGGCAUCUAAAGUGUCCGACCCCUCCGCCCAGCAAGGGUCAGGGUCUGUCGCGGAAGCACUCGGUGGAGCUGAGUCAGGUCGGCCUGCUGUCCCCCGCGGCGCUCUCCCCUAUGCAGAGAUCAGGAACACCCAAGCCAUCCACGCCCACCCCGACCAACACGCCCUGUUCCACGCCACACCCGUUGGACACUCAGAGCGCCACGCCUUCGGGGACACCCACCCCUCAGGACCCAGCUGUGCCACAGCAGCCGACGCUACUCGCCCCCUUCGCCCCGCAGCAGCAGAUGGCACUGCCUGUCAUGACCAUCCCACUGCCCACGUCCAUCAGCACAGGCACCACCUCCUCCCAGGUCAUGACUAACCCGGCCGGGCUCAACUUUAUCAACGUGGUGGGCCCCGUCUGCAGUCCACAGACACUAAUGACUGGCUCGAACCCCAUGCUGGGCUGCAGUGCUAGUGCACUGGCGCCUGGGUUCAACCUGAGGAUCCCGCCCCCUGGAGGCCUGAUGUCCAGCACCCUGCCUACCAUGCAGCCUGCGGCUCCUGCAGGCAGUCCUUUUGGCCUGAACAAUCCCCAAAGCUUGGGACCGCUCAACCUUCUGCAGAUCCCCACUACGCCCCUGAUCUUUAACUCCCUGCCACAGCAGCAGUUGUCCCAGUUCUCUCCGCAGCAGCAGAGCAGCCAAUCGGCCACCUCCAGCCCCCAGCAGCAGGGGGAGUCGACGGAGCAGGGCCUGACUGCCGAGCAGGGGCUAGCCACGCAGCAGACAGCUGUCAUCAACCUCACCGGGGUGGGGGGGUUCAUGUCUCCACAAACAGCAGUGCUGUCCCAGCUGGGUUGUGGUCUGGAGGGCUCUGGGUCCAGCCUGCCGUCCCCGAGACUCCCGCAGCAGCACCAGCCACAGAUCCAACUUUUUGCUUUUAAGGAUUCUAAGGUCUCUCCAAAACAAAGGCAGGUGUCUUGUAUGUAAGAUGUCUAUGUGUCCAGUGCUAAGAUGAAAUGCCUUAUACCAAAAAGCUGCAGCAUCUGAUACUGUCAUUCACAAAGGCAGCUCUAAUAACAUCUCCGUAGCUGCCCUCUGGAUUUUGAAUUUCAUAGAUGAACUAACUGAGCUUUGCUGAGGAUUUUCUUGCCAUACCUGAGUUUUGGCUUUUGCCUGUCCAAGCCUUUUUUUUUUUUUUUUUUUUUUUUUUUUAAGAGGCUUUCUGUAACAUUCACUUGGCUCAUGGCACCCGUUUUAAAUAUCAACUGCUCACAAGACAUAUAUAAAUAUAAAAAUAUAAAUAUAAAUAUAAAUAUAUACCCAGUAGUAGAUUUGUUUCCUGAAUGUUUUUUUUCCCUGAUGUAAUGGGGGAUUGUGUGGUCACUUGCAUGGGGAGCUAGGAUUCCUUUAUUCCUCCUACCCAUCACUCCACACUCCUUAUUCUGUAUUACUGAACUGUCCGACUCCUUUCCUGGACCCACACCCGGUCACAACUUCAGCACAGGGCCACCUAUGACAGGAGUUGAGGUUGGUGUCUUACAAUACACAUAAAAGCAGCAUGGCAGGGUUGAGUGACUGUGCACACACGCACGCGUGUGGGCGUGCAUUUCACAGAGGGAGCUGAUUAAAUGCUGAUUUGCGCUGUUGGGCAGUUGAGCGGUUGAUAUUUACUGGUGCUGCUUGACUGUUCCUCCUCUUCCUCAUGUGCCCUUCAUCUCCCUGUCCCACCGCCACCAGCCUCCCUGACCUUCUUCCUCUGCCUUGUUCAGCUUUUGCUAACUCACCGGUCAUAUUCACUAAUGAACUCUGUGUAAAUGUGUCUCCUCUCACAGCCACUGGGCCUCAGCAAAACACUUCUACUUCACAAGUGCUCAGAUAAUGAUGGGAUGGGACGUAACUAUUCAAAGCGGGUGAAUGUUAAAGUUUACAGUCAGUAUAAUUUAGAUUAAUAAGCAAUAUUAAAAAUGAAAUAUAGCUGAUUUUAAUGGUGUAAAAAUACAUAGUGGGUCCUUUUUGAAGCUGAUGCUUUGCCAGUGGUAAAAUGGACCUCAAAACCACUGCCUGGAUUAAACUCUAAAUUUUUCCAUAAGUGGAAGAGAUGGCAAGCUGUGAGAGGAGACUUUAAAGACUGCAGCGUCACAGAUGCCAACUUGAUAUGUGUCUCUCUCUCCUGUGUGCAGUUGCAAUUCUUGCAACACCAAAUGCAGCAGCAGCAGCAAAUGGCUAUGGCUGCGGCGGGGGCGGGGCCGGGGGCA
This is a messenger RNA of Electrophorus electricus (electric eel), 3771 nucleotides long. The record is from RefSeq and is a predicted model, not a curated record. Lineage: Eukaryota; Metazoa; Chordata; Actinopteri; Gymnotiformes; Gymnotidae.